Oenanthe melanoleuca is the source of this 3565-nucleotide messenger RNA. It is a transcript of the gene TMEM65, whose product is annotated as transmembrane protein 65. The record is from RefSeq and is a predicted model, not a curated record. The coding region runs from base 148 to 1116 and encodes 322 amino acids. Gene Ontology annotation, biological process: regulation of cardiac conduction; cardiac ventricle development. Gene Ontology annotation, cellular component: mitochondrion. NCBI's taxonomy places the organism in Eukaryota, Metazoa, Chordata, Aves, Passeriformes, Muscicapidae. The transcript has 8 exons.
UGCCGCCGCUGCUGGCGGGAGCUCGGCGGGGCGGUGCCUGGCGCGGACCGCCCGGCCCCACCGGCGGAGCAGCCGCGGGAGCGCGGCCCGGGCGACUCGGCCGCGGGCGGUUCUGGCGGCCCGAGCGCCGCGCCCUUCCCCGGCUCCAUGUCGGCGUGGCUCGGCCGGGCGGCGCUGCUGCUGGGGCGGCCGGGGGGCCCCGCCGCCGUCCCCUCGUCCUGCCUGGGCUCGCUGCGGGGCCCGCGGUGCUGCUGCCGCCGCCGCCUGAGCAGCCUGCGGGGCGGCGCCGAGGGGCUGCUCUUCCCGCGGGGGUCGCGGGCGCUCGGCACCCACCCCAAGAAGGAGCCGAUGGAGGCGCUGAACACGGCGCAGGGGGCCCGCGACUUCAUCUACAGCCUGCACUCCACCGAGCGGAGCUGCCUGCUGCGGGAGCUCCACCGCUUCGAGUCCAUCGCCAUCGCCCAAGACCCCAUAUCAGCUAGGGGAGGCUGUCAGCAAUAUGGGGAGACCUGGGCACAUCAAGAACCAAAUGGGCCAAGUUCCUCAGCCCAUUCCCAGGCCUACCAGCAGAAGGAUGCAGUUCCACCAGCUAAUUGCCCUAGCACGCAGUAUGACAGGACACACUAUCUGUGGCCUCCGCUAAUGGCAGAGGCUGCGGGGAAACCCAUCCUUUGCUGCGGCUGCUACGCUCAAGGACGGUCCUCAGAGAAGUUGGAGGUUGCACCACCAUCUCCAGGACAACUGAGACAUGUGUUCUUCCACAAUGCAUUACCUUUUGUAGGGUUUGGAUUUUUGGAUAACGCAAUUAUGAUUGCUGCGGGAACCCAAAUAGAAUUGUCAAUUGGAGUUGUCUUAGGAAUUUCAACUAUGGCAGCUGCAGCUUUGGGAAACCUUGUUUCAGAUUUAGCUGGACUGGGUCUUGCAGGUUAUGUAGAGGCUUUGGCUUCACGACUGGGUCUGUCAAUCCCUGACCUGACACCCAAACAGGCUGACAUGUGGCAGACCCGGCUCAGUGCACACUUGGGUAAAGCAAUUGGAGUGACCAUUGGCUGCAUUUUAGGAAUGUUUCCUUUGUUGUUCUUUGGCGAGGAGGAAGAAAAACUGGAAGAAAAAUAAUAAUCUUUUUACAAGACAUAUACAAAUGUAAACUACUGUACCUCAAUUAUUCAAUUAUGCUGUCAAUAUUUAGGAAUUAACAGACAGUAAAAAAAAUGUAUAGACUUGGGAACAAAACCUUCAGCAUGUCGUUUUAUGGAAACACUAAUUUAUUGUGGCCUUGUUGUGUUCAGUACUUCUUUUUAUAAGAUUUCAUCUAACUUUUUAUUUAAUUGUAAAUUUUUGAAGUGUUUUCACUUAUGGCAAGAUGUUUACCACUUUCCCCUUUGAAUUUAUUGUUUAAUAGAUUAUUACUUCAAUAAUCCACCAUGGAUGACAGUAUCACUCUUGAGUUACAUAUUGGCUGCUUAACAGUUGUAAUUGCAUGACAGAAAUAUCACUGGUGUUCAUCAGGUCCUUCAAUGCAGAUUAUUAAGAAGGUCAGGGAUGAGAAAUUGGAAGUCCCUCACUUUGCAAGGUGACUGGUUGCCCCUUAACAGCCAUAAUUUUGUACUGCUUUAGAUAUUUCAGUGAUCUUUGACAGUAUAGUUUCUUUUUUUUUUCUCAAUUCUGACUUAAGUGUUUCUUAAUUCAGACAAUUCUGAAUUGUCUUCUGAGAUGAUCAUGUUGAUGCUUUGUCAAGGUAAGUGUUUCCAGGGUAGGCUCUCUACCAAGUUCAUUUUUAAAGUGAUGUUUUAACACCUUCUGUACUUCCAUAUUCAUGCCUCUUUUUUCCUUUCUAAACAGUGUUUUGAGAAUGGAGUUGAAAUAUCCUUAAAUUUGUCUUCCUCUGGUUUGAGUGUGGUAUUAAAGAAUUCAGACCAACUGUUUCAAAACCACAAACAGCUUUUUAAACUGAUAUGCUUAAAGUAGGGUGUGAAUAGUUAGGUAGAUGAGGCCAGGGAACAGUUCAGGGUAUGAAUAAAUGCUGACAUUGCAAGUUUGUGAUGAGUGGUUCAGUCGAAAUGUUAAGUGUACCAUCAGUCUGGAUUAGAGGACCUGAUAUGAUGAUAAUACCUUUAUGUUUAAGAUUAAACCUUUGUUACUUUUUUUUUUUUUGUUUCUGAGACAAUUAGUUAAAAAAAACAAGCAACAAAAAUAAGAGAAUUCAGGCCUUUUAACUUUUAUUUUUACUUUUAUUUUUGCAUUCUUUCUUGGUGUAUUAUAGACCUAACAGUGCAGUAUCAUGUAACUGUGCUUUUUACGUGGUUAUGAAUAAAAUUAUGACAACUAUUGCAUAUUCAUAAUAUUUCAGGAUCUUACUUGCCAAUAGCUUAAUACUAAACUGCUAAUUGUCCCUUAGAGGAGAAGAUUUCUUACUUGUUUGAACACCAUUUGGAAAAGCCACUAAGAAGUGGCACAGCCAGGGCACUUUGAAAGUUUUAUUGCUGAAAUUGCUAGGACUUCUGAAACCUAGAAAGAAAUGUUUAAAAAUAUUAAGUCCCCUGAUGAUUUUUAUUUGCUAUAGGAAGAGUCUUACUGUAUGUUAUUGUAUGUUAUUUUAUUAUAUGUGUGUGUUUUACACAGCGUGUUGCUUAUCUCAUUGUUAUAAAUCUGGUUUCUCUGGUCUGAUUUCUAGAAGCCCUUUAACAGCAACACUGAAACUGAAUUUAAUGAAGGUGACACUUCUAUUUGUUUCUUGAAAAGCAGAUGUUGAAAGCUUGGAGUGAGUAAUCCUAAUAGUAUGUGCUGUACUUGGCACAUUAAACCAUGCAGAUCUGGACCAAGCUGUAAAACAGAAUGAAAGCUCAGCCAAGCAUCAAACACAAAUGCAGAGGAGUUUCGGCUUGUGCUUCAAAGGUGGACGCUUUAUUAAAAUAAAAUUAAAUAAAACAACAACAACAACAAACCCCAUAACUCUUGACAGAAAAAACCCCAAAAAACAAAACCAAAAAACCCCAACCCACAAAAACAAUCCAGAGAGGCAGUUAUGCACUCUUUCACCAACACUUUGCUCCUGCUUUACAGUACUUCAAUGUUCAGAGGUUUUUUUACUCAUCCAGACAUUUGUCUUGCCUUAAACUUUUAACUUUUCUGCCUCUGCAGGCACUUUUGUUUCUAUACAAGGCUGUAUGUAUUUUUCACAUUUUUCUUAAACUGAAGUACAAGUCAAACAAUUUUGCAUAGCUUCUUUUGUCGCUGUUUUACAAUUAUUUCAACACUGCUUCCCAUUACGAUGCUGGCAUCUUGAUUGGAAUCUUCCAGCAAUGGCCAAAUCUCUGUUCUUUGGCAUUGUACCAUCAGAACACUGUUUUCAUCACUCUAUUACAGCUCAUGAGAACAACUGGAAGAUUGUGCCAGCUGUCACAGUAGUAUUUGUUUUAUAAUGGCAAUAGAAAAGGCUGUGUACUAUUGUUAAAUAGCUGUGCAUGUAAAUUGAGUACCUUUUGUUGCUGUAUGUCAAACUACUGUACUUCAACCAGUGCUUUUAUUGAGAAUCAAUGAACUAAAAUAUCUUUAAAGAAGUUAA